AUAUCUUUAUCUUAUCUUGGCUUAAGCUGACUGUGUAGACUAUUCAAAGGCCGCUUUAAGAUGGAUACAAGUCAAUCAUUGUUUUGUUUGUCUUUUUCCGUCAUAGUUUGUUUCAUAUCUUGUACGUUUAUCAACGUUCCAAACCAUCCGAGUUGGGCCUCAGCGUGGAUUUACCAGUAUGACGAAACGAAGGGUCUCCUUGCUAUGCGAAAUAACUACCACCCAAUUCCAAAUGAUACUUGUCAUGUGUACAAGCUUACAGACCAACAGAGACAUGAUAUUCACACAAUAUCCGGGGAAUUCAAAGUUGAGAUAAUGAUGUACGAAGCCAUAAUGACAAAACAUGGUGAGAAAAUGACGGCUGGAGAACUGAACAAUACAAGUUAUCGCCUUUGGAAGUACUGUGAGCGAAAUCUCCACUUCUUGAAGUACAAUUUCUAUGUGUGACAUGAAUAAAAUCGUUACUCACAGAAAA
This is a messenger RNA of Ostrea edulis (European flat oyster), 475 nucleotides long. RefSeq lists its product as uncharacterized. The record is from RefSeq and is a predicted model, not a curated record. Lineage: Eukaryota; Metazoa; Mollusca; Bivalvia; Ostreida; Ostreidae. The transcript is spliced from 4 exons. Bases 61 to 447 code for a protein of 128 amino acids.